AUGUCGUUGAUCGACAUCGUCACUGGUAAUUUUGCAAUGACAAGAAGAGGUGUCCAAAUCUUGGAUAUGGAUGUCAAUGGUAUAGCCAGAGGAUGGAACACCGUUGCCUCUGAUUGUAUAACCACUUAUCCUCCUGUACAAACAUUGAUCCCUUCUCAAUAUGCAUUGGAAGAUAAUGGAAACAAACGUUAUAUGUACAAGGUCAAAAACGGAGCUGGUUACCUCAUUGCUGAAUGCAAUGGUGAUGCUUUGUGGUUCAGUAACAAUGCCUAUGAUGAUACCUAUGUUGUAUUCACUCCAAUUGUUUACCAAUAG
Molecule: messenger RNA, 315 nt
Organism: Heterostelium album PN500
Lineage: Eukaryota; Evosea; Eumycetozoa; Acytosteliales; Acytosteliaceae
Exons: 2
Coding region: 1-315 (104 amino acids)
Source: RefSeq, a predicted model, not a curated record